Messenger RNA from Annulohypoxylon maeteangense, 2359 nucleotides. Its product is annotated as autophagy-related protein 22. Bases 191 to 2158 code for a protein of 655 amino acids. Gene Ontology annotation, biological process: amino acid transmembrane export from vacuole. Lineage: Eukaryota; Fungi; Ascomycota; Sordariomycetes; Xylariales; Hypoxylaceae. The transcript has 4 exons. The record is from RefSeq and is a predicted model, not a curated record.
GCUUUGAGGUUUUCGGGUUGUUGGUUAAGGCGUUAACGCAACCAGUCUGCCAGUGCAACUUACCAACUGGGCUGACAGGCUCAAAGCUGAAGGUGACACAGACGCAGCCGCCAUUUCGUCACCUGGCCCCUAACCGCUAAACCACUAACUUUAAUUCCCCCGUCUUCCGUCUUCCGCGUUCCAUCCAAUAAUGGUUCCUCGGAAUGAGGAACAACUACGUCGUCCUGCCCCCAAUACUCGCUUACUCUCUGUCCAGUCCAUCGUAUCUAAGCAUUCCUUUCGCUCAUACUCUUCUUCCUUCGAAGCUGACGAUGAACGAUCAACAUCCACCGAAUCAGGCAGAAUGACCCCGGCACCAAGCAUCAUCGAAGAUGGCAUACCUCCCAGUCGCUAUCAUGGCGAAGAUGUCCGUCCGACCAGCACCAAGGAGCUGGCUGGUUGGUACAUGUAUGCCUUUGCUGCCGAGACCUAUGUAAUAUGCGCAAUCUCUUCCUUCAUUCCGAUUCUACUCGAAAGCUUGGCGAGGGAAAAUGGAGUUCUCGUAUCAGAUCGGAAAACACCAUGCGGCGACAAUGCAAAUGGGCAGUGUGUUGUCUCUAUCCUCGGCCUCGAAAUCAACACGGCUAGCUUCGCUAUGUAUACCUUCAGCAUAAGUGUCCUCCUACAAGCACUACUAGUAGUCAGCAUAAGCUGUGCCGCCGACCAUGGGAAUUAUCGAAAACGAUUGUUGUUAACAUUUGCCUGGAUUGGAAGCUUCUCCGUCAUGUUCUACAUCUUCAUCUCUAAGGAUAUAUACAUCCUCGGCGCCCUACUAGCUAUUAUUUCAAACACGUCGCUCGGGGCUUCCUUCGUUCUCCUAAACUCCUUCCUCCCUCUGCUUGUCCGCCAUCACCCAAAAUUACAAGAGUCGGUAACCGGAAUCCCGGAAGACCUCGAUCUACAAUCCAAUACAGCAAUCGAACAUCCGUCUUUCUCGACAUCUCCUACUCUUGCCGAAGAUCACCUAAGCGACUCGACAGCUGCCUUGUUACCGCGAAACGAUUCCAUCUCCGACAUCCAUGACCUACGACGGAUACCGACCCACGAAGAACUUACUUCUAUUGAACUUCAGCUCUCUACUCAGAUAUCUGCAAAGGGGAUUGGAAUUGGGUAUGGUGCUGCCUUGUUCGCGCAAUGCGCUUCCAUCUUGAUUCUAGUGGGCAUGGGUAGCUCUACUUGGUCACAACGAGUUGUCUUAUUUUUCAUUGGAGCUUGGUGGGCUAUCUUUACAAUACCAGCAGCCGCCUGGCUUAGACCCAGACCGGGGCCUCCUCUUGCAGAGAGUCAAUACCAAGGGGCGCGUGCUUGGAUUUCUUACAUCGCAUACUCCUGGAGAAAUCUCUUCCGGACCGUGAAGCUAGCUCGACGCUUGAUAGAUAUUGUCUUAUUCUUAGCCAGCUGGUUUCUGAUUUCCGACGCCAUUGCAACGACUUCUUCGACAGCGAUCUUAUUUGCCAAGACGCAGUUAGGCAUGAAGCCGUGGGCGUUAGGGAUGAUCAACGUUAUUUCCACAACUACGGGCGUUUUUGGUGCAUUUAGUUGGUCGUUUAUAUCACGACAUUUCAAGUUGAAGCCACAUCAAACCGUGUUAGGCUGCAUCGCUCUUUUCGAGAUCAUACCUCUUUAUGGUCUUCUUGGUUACCUGCCUUUCGUUCAGCGAUGGGGCGUUCUUGGGCUUCAGCGACCGUGGGAAAUGUAUCCGUUAGCCGCUGUUUAUGGAUUCGUCCUUGGUGGACUUAGUUCAUAUUGUCGGUCAUUAUAUGGAGAGCUAAUCCCCCCCGGAUCCGAAGCUGCUUUUUAUGCCCUUUACGCUAUUACCGAUAAAGGUUCAAGCAUAUUCGGUCCUGUUAUAGUGGGAGCUAUUAUUGAUGCGUCGGGUGAGAUCCGACCCGCAUUCUGGUUUCUCGCGGUGUUAGUCGGUCUUCCUGCGCCGAUUAUAUACUUCGUCAAUGUCGAACGCGGAAAGUAUGAAGGCGAGAAACUAGCCGAGGUUAUCGAAGGAUUUAAGAGUGCGGAAGAAAGCCAAAGAAGCACGUCUCACGAUGGCAGUGAUAGCCAGCCAAUACUUGCUGGUUAUGACACGGACGAUGACGGGAUUAACGGCCACGCGAGGUCAUAAUUGUGCCAAAUUCAUUCUAUAAGGGUCUAUCUAUCCAUCUUGCAUAGCGACGGCGUUGACGACUACUAUAAAAGAGGGUUGUAUAACCGCGACUCUUAGUUACCUAGCUUUAAAUCGAGACUUUCUUGAAUUAAAUAUUAUCUAUUUUACACAAGCUGUUGCAGGCUUUCUCGGCAUACUAGGUAGUAUUAUACAGUUCGC